CGGAAGUCGCUCCAGGGGUCACUGGGAAGUGUAGUUUUCCAGCAGAGGCGCUCAGAGGGAGGGUCACAGUAGGGCCAGGCACUUUUCUCGGGAGUUUUCUACGUGUUUUAUGCACGUGGUUAAGAAAAAAGAGGGAGAAUUCAGGUGCCACAGCGGCCAUUCUCCAGUGACCGGAGCGUAUUACUCAGAAACGGAUCCGUCAGAGGCCAAUGGGAGCUGCCGGCUGUCAGGGCGCGCCUGGUGGCGCCGAGCAUCCUGGGAGGUGUGGUCCGGGCGCGGUGCCGAGGAUUCGGGGUAGUGUAGUCCUGGCGCCCCGCUGGAGGAGCUCCCCAGCUGGUGGCUGGAGCGACCCCUUGUUCUUUGGUGGCGCUGGUUCAUUCCUGAUGCCGCUAAGGAAGAGGAGGCGCUGCCCUACUGGAGUUUGAGGAUUUCCCUUGAUUUUCUUGAUCGCUUUUUGUUCUUGUUCUGCCUCCCUGCGGCUCCUGUCUGCCCAGAGAGGACUGCCUGCUGGGGAAAGGGGGUACUCCUGAGCUCUUGAGAGCCCAGCUUCAGAUCUACCUUCUGAGAUAUCAUCCUUCUUUAGGGAGACAAGGAAAAAAGGCCACAGGGUCCCGGAGAGCCAGGGGGAAUGGCACACAUGGCAUUCAGGGAUGUGGCUGUGGAUUUCACCCAGGAUGAGUGGAGGCUGCUGAGCCCUGCUCAAAGGACUCUGUACAGAGAGGUGAUGCUGGAGAACUACAGCAACCUGGUCUCACUGGGAAUUUCAUUUUCUAAACCAGAACUCAUCACCCAGCUGGAGCAAGGGAAAGAGACCUGGAGAGAGGAGAAAAACUGUUCACCGGCUACCUGUCCAGCAGAUCCAGAGCCAGAACUCUACCUCGAUCCUUUCUGCCCACCUGGUUUCUCCAGUCAGAAAUUCCCCAUGCAGCAUGUGCUGUGUAAUCAUCCCCCCUGGAUCUUCACAUGCUUGUGUACAGAAGGUGACGUCCAGCCUGGGGAUCCGGGCCCAGGGGACGAGCAGAAGCAGCCACAAGCCUCUGAGGGGAGACCCUGGAGUGAUGAAGCAGAAGGUCCCGGGGGAGAAGGCGCCAGGCCUUUGUUUGGACGAACAAAGAAAAGGACUCUGGGAGCGUUCUCCAGGCCACCCCAGAGGCAGCCAGUCACCUCUCGGAACAGCCUCAGAGGGGUGGAGUUAGAAGCCAGCCCAGCGCCGACGGGGAACCCUGAGGAAACAGACAAAUUGCUGAAGAGGAUAGAAGUCUUAGGAUUUGGAACAGUCAACUGUGGAGAGUGUGGACUGAGCUUCAGCAAGAUGACAAACCUGCUCAGUCACCAGCGGAUACACUCAGGGGAGAAGCCCUACGUGUGCGGGGUAUGUGAGAAGGGCUUCAGCCUAAAGAAGAGCCUCGCCAGACACCAGAAGGCACACUCGGGGGAGAAGCCGAUUGUGUGCAGCGAGUGUGGACGAGGCUUUAACAGGAAGUCAACGCUAAUCAUACACGAGCGGACACACUCCGGCGAGAAACCUUACAUGUGUAGUGAGUGUGGGCGAGGCUUCAGCCAGAAGUCAAACCUUAUCAUACACCAGAGGACACACUCCGGGGAAAAGCCUUACGUGUGCCGGGAGUGCGGCAAAGGUUUCAGCCAGAAGUCGGCUGUCGUGAGACACCAGAGGACACACCUGGAGGAGAAGACCAUCGUGUGCAGUGACUGCGGUCUGGGCUUCAGCGACAGGUCAAACCUCAUCUCCCACCAGAGGACGCACUCUGGGGAGAAGCCCUACGCCUGCAAGGAGUGUGGGCGAUGCUUCAGGCAGAGGACCACCCUUGUCAAUCACCAGAGGACACACUCAAAGGAGAAGCCCUACGUGUGCGGGGUGUGUGGGCACAGCUUCAGCCAGAAUUCAACCCUCAUCUCUCACAGGCGGACGCACACCGGGGAGAAGCCGUAUGUGUGUGGGGUGUGCGGGCGAGGCUUUAGUCUCAAGUCACACCUCAACAGACACCAGAACAUACACUCAGGGGAGAAGCCCAUUGUGUGCAAGGACUGUGGCCGGGGCUUCAGCCAGCAAUCCAACCUCAUCAGACACCAGAGGACGCACUCAGGGGAGAAGCCCAUGGUGUGUGGGGAGUGUGGGCGAGGCUUCAGCCAGAAGUCAAACCUUGUUGCACACCAGAGGACGCACUCAGGGGAGAGGCCGUAUGUGUGCCGGGAGUGCGGGCGAGGCUUUAGCCACCAGGCCGGUCUCAUCAGGCACAAGCGGAAGCACUCGAGGGAGAAGCCCUACAUGUGCAGGCAGUGUGGACUGGGCUUUGGCAAUAAGUCAGCUCUCAUCACACACAAGCGGGCUCACUUGGAAGAGAAGCCUUGUGUGUGCAGAGAGUGUGGCCAAGGCUUUCUCCAAAAGUCACACCUCACCUUACAUCAAAUGGCACAUAAGGGGGAGAAGCCGUAUGUGUGCAAGAUGUGUGGGCAGGGCUUCAGCCUCAAGUCUCACCUCAGCAGACACAGGAAGACCAAGUCUGUGCACCACAGACUGCCACCGCAUCCUGACCCUGAGCCGUGUGCGGGGCAACCUUCCGAUUCCUUAUACUCUCUCUGAAGGCAAAGAUGGGGACAAGGACUAACAGUCAGAAUGUUGACACUUUGAUGAAAUAGAGAAAUGCAUUCUGUAAGUGGUCAAAGGGCGUUUAACUGUUUACUUUCCCCACACUAAGUCUUCUCCAUGUUUUGUGGCCUUCGAUUGUAAUAAACUUGGCUUCUUUAUACAUCUGUAA
Molecule: messenger RNA, 2777 nt
Organism: Macaca mulatta (Rhesus monkey)
Lineage: Eukaryota; Metazoa; Chordata; Mammalia; Primates; Cercopithecidae
Gene: ZNF133
Product: zinc finger protein 133
Biological process (GO): regulation of transcription by RNA polymerase II
Cellular component (GO): nucleus
Molecular function (GO): RNA polymerase II cis-regulatory region sequence-specific DNA binding; DNA-binding transcription activator activity, RNA polymerase II-specific
Source: RefSeq, a predicted model, not a curated record